AUGUCUCGCUCUCACCUUCACAAUGUUGACGUCGCUGACGCGUUGGUAAGGUGGAUAUUCAUCGUCGAAGGAGUGAUUACCGCUGGGUUUGGCCUGCUCGCGUUCAUCUUCAUGUCCGCCUACCCCGGGACCUCCUCCUGGCUCACUCCGACAGAAAAGGCCAUCAUCGAGCUCUCCAACGCAGCCGACCGCGCGGAGACGACGCGAGAGAGCGCCGAUUUCCGCACAGGCCAGAUCCGUGCGGCAUUCCGGGACUGGCGCGUGUACCUCUGGGGCCUGUUCUACAUCACGACGUAUAUACCCGUGUACAGCGUUAUCCUCUCGCUCCCAAGCGUGAUCACAGGCCUCGGGUACGAGGGCACGCGCGCGACGCUCAUGGCGUGCCCGCCGUAUGGCGUCGGCUUCGUCAUUGUGCUCAUCGGCGGCUGGACAAGCGACCGCCACGGACACUUUUUCCUGCACUGCAUCAUAGGCAUCGUCUUCACGCUCAUUGCGCUCAUCGCGCUCAUGGCCGUCGAGAACCUCGUUGCGCGUUACGUCAUGUUCUUCCUGAUCAUGUUCAUGUUCUUGCCGAUAUCGAUCUCAUGGACAUGGAUCUCGACGAACUUCGCGGGCGCGUCGAAGCGCGCGACGGCGAUGGGCCUCAUCUUCUCGCAGGGCAACAUUGGCGGCGCGAUCUCGGGCCAGAUCUACCGCGCAGAGUGGGCGCCGCGCUAUGUCCAGGGACACGCGAUCAACGUCGCGUGCUAUGUGAUCGCGCUUGUUGCGGGCAGCGCAUUGUGGUACAGCUACUCCCGCGACAACGCGGCGCGGGACCGCGCAGCAGGAGAGGACAGCGCCGGUGCCAGAGAGAAGGGACACGUGGAUAUGAGCGGGGAGGACUUGGGGGAUCUGGGGGAUAGGUGA
Messenger RNA from Postia placenta MAD-698-R-SB12, 906 nucleotides. RefSeq lists its product as hypothetical. Lineage: Eukaryota; Fungi; Basidiomycota; Agaricomycetes; Polyporales; Adustoporiaceae. Gene Ontology annotation, biological process: transmembrane transport. The record is from RefSeq and is a predicted model, not a curated record. The coding region runs from base 1 to 906 and encodes 301 amino acids. Gene Ontology annotation, molecular function: transmembrane transporter activity. The transcript has 2 exons. Gene Ontology annotation, cellular component: membrane.